AUGUCUUUUCUGGAUAAUAUUAAAAUCGUUGGCGCAAAAAUGGACGAGUUUGAGCAGGCGAAGAAGGAGCACGAUGCACUGCUUCAGCGCCAGAAAGAGGAAAAAGAGGAAAAAAUGGCUGCCGCUGCUGCAAAGAGGAAGCUGACAGCUAAAAAGAUGACGAAUUCAGUGAUUGUUAAGGAGGACAGGAGGGCACGUUGGGAGUCUGCGAAGACGAGUAGAGAUAGUACUUCCGUUCGAAACAGGCAGAUAUCCUCCCGACAGACAGCUAUGACAUCGCAACAGAAUUUUUCAGUCACAGUCACAAGUAAGAAUACAGCUUAUAUGACCAACAAAGGGACUGGGAUGUAUCACGUGACACCAGAAUCAUCUACACAAAGCAAGAAAUCCGUGCGACCGACAAGUUUACAGGGUCUUCCGAGGCGCGACGACGGCGAGGAUUUCUCUAAGGGGACGAAACGACUUGGAAAAUCAUCAGUUGGUAAGAAGGAUAAUUUGUCAUCGACAGGCGAUGACAAGCAGAUUAACGGAGCUGUGACUGGCGAUGAGAAUAGUGCCAGAUCGAAAAAUAAACCUGAUUACAAAACGUUCCUUGUGUCGACAGGUAAAGCCGUUUUCCAACAAAAGCAGGAAGAGAUUGAGACCGGAAGUGAUGUAAAUGAUGAUUUGAGCGCGAGUGACAAAAAUGCACAAAAGGAAAAAACUGGUAAAAGCGAUGUCGUAUUUGUUCCCGACGGUAAACAAGAUGGAGAUACAGGUGAUGGAGAGGCAGAAUCAAAAGAUAACGAUCAAAAUGGUGUUGCAACCGGAAGUGACCUUGAUAAUGGAAAUGCUGAUGAAAUGAGUGGUAACACUGAUGACAAAAAAAGCAGAACCGAUCCAAGUGAAAAUAAUUCUCUGGACAAAAAGGAUUCAGAAGGCAAAGAAAUAUCGGGACACUCAACAAAAGACGGCGAAAAAUCAGGUGCAGAAGGGUCAACGACUAAAGAAUCUGGUACACUUAUGCCAGGAAAUAUUGAGGGUGAUCGCCCCCUUAGCCAUCCGGAAGAGGUAACCAAAUACUUGCGCAGUGUUUACAAGUUAGUCGACACCCCGAAACAGUUACACAGCUUUACUGUUUGUCAGGAUUUUAUCGAUACAGUGUCUUGUGUAUCUGGAGAAAACGCUUGGAUGUUCUGUGACGGUAACAAACUUAUUCUCGUCAAUAAAGAUGGCGACAAACAGAGGUCGAUUCAACUAAGAGGUAAGAUAGGGGACUUCUGUACUCUUGCAUCAGGAGAAGUUCUGUUAACCCACAUGGACGAUUGUUGUGUAUACAGUAUCCAGGCCAACGGGGUCAUGACUUUGCAAUUUAAAACUGAACCACUGCAUCCGGUUGCAAUUCAACCCACCCAUGACGAUAAUCUUUUGAUUACAUUGGCGGAUGUAUGGGAUUACAAAAUUGAACCACAAAGCCAAAGACAACUACGCAUGUACAGUCGUGACGGCACGGUAUUGAAAACGCUUGAAUUUGGGCCUGAUGAAAAACGUUUGUUUUGUAAGCCAGGGCGCGUUCGAAUUUGUAAAAACAAUUUUAAUGUAGCUGUGUGCAACUUUGUCAAUGACAAACCCGGAAAUGAUUACAUAGUUUUCCUAGACAAAAAUUUGAAUGUUUUAUUUCGAUCUAACGAACGCUACUCCGUGCCAAGUGAACUGAAACCUCAAAGUCACGUGAUAUUUGACGAUAUGGUCUUUGAUUCCGGAGAUAACAUAGUUACGGUGGAGACUGUCUCAAAUAGUGUUCAACUAUUGGAUAAAAAUUGUCGAUAUGUGAAAACUCUAUAUAAAGACCCAACAGAUAACGAACAGCCGAUGUCCAUUGCCUUGGAUACGGAGGGAAAUCUCUGGAUUGGCUUUCAAAGAGGUCACGUGAAAAUUAUUAAAUAUAGAACACAAGUUUUGAAAGUUCAGGAGGGAAAAGAAUAA
Ylistrum balloti is the source of this 1965-nucleotide messenger RNA. RefSeq lists its product as uncharacterized. Gene Ontology annotation, molecular function: protein binding. Lineage: Eukaryota; Metazoa; Mollusca; Bivalvia; Pectinida; Pectinidae. The transcript has a single exon. The coding region runs from base 1 to 1965 and encodes 654 amino acids. The record is from RefSeq and is a predicted model, not a curated record.